AUGUACAAGUGGUACGGCAAUGCGUCCUUGUGCCUUGCCUACCUCGCGGAUGUGCACGAUGUCGCCGAAAGCGGGGAUUCGGUCCAAGGACAGCUGAGCGCCCCAGGGUCCGAGUUCCGCGAGAGCGAGUGGUUCACGCGUGGAUGGACCCUCCAAGAACUCAUCGCCCCAGAACGCGUCGUCUUUCUGUGUCAAGCUUGGCGUCUUCUGGGGACGAAGGCUCAGCUAGCUGAAGUCUUCGAAGAGAUCACCGGUAUCGGACAGGGUGUCUUGCUACACGAAGAGUCCCUCCAUGAGAUCAGUGUCGCCAGACGAAUGUCUUGGGCAGCGCAUCGGGUAACCACAAAGCCAGAGGAUUUAGCCUACUGUCUUCUCGGGAUAUUCGACAUCACGAUGCCUACGACCUAUGGCAAGGGCUGUCGUGCAUUCCACCGUUUGCAGGAGGAGAUCCUCAGGACUAUCACGCACACACACUACCCGACCUGCACGAGCAAGCCGAGGUUGAGCACCCUCGUACGCACACAAGCACAACGACGCCCGUCCCCAGUCCCUCCCCCUCCUCUCCCUUCCCCAUCUUCCCCACAUUUCCUCUCCCCAUCUACCCAUGCCUCGUCUUCCCGCCUUCCCUCUCAGCCGUCCUCUCACUCGUCCUCAGGCAAUAGCAGCUACGGCGAGGCGUGUCGCGGCCCUGCGCAGCCUUGCGCUACGCUGCGCCAGAGCCGGAGCAGGAUGCUCAUCGGCGAGGAUGAGGAGGGCGACUCGGGCUUCCACGCAAGCGACUUCGAAGGAGAGCUAGAGCGGGGGCCCGCAGCGCCGGUGGCCGUCGGUGGGGGACAUCUUCUCGCCUAG
Molecule: messenger RNA, 849 nt
Organism: Dichomitus squalens LYAD-421 SS1
Lineage: Eukaryota; Fungi; Basidiomycota; Agaricomycetes; Polyporales; Polyporaceae
Exons: 2
Coding region: 1-849 (282 amino acids)
Source: RefSeq, a predicted model, not a curated record